Parasteatoda tepidariorum (common house spider) is the source of this 4132-nucleotide messenger RNA. Its product is annotated as protein adenylyltransferase FICD. Gene Ontology annotation, molecular function: protein binding. The record is from RefSeq and is a predicted model, not a curated record. NCBI's taxonomy places the organism in Eukaryota, Metazoa, Arthropoda, Arachnida, Araneae, Theridiidae.
AUUUUUUUCAGGGAAAAUGACGUCAUGGUUAAGCGUUCGUAAUGAUGAAUCUUUAUCAACUUUUAAAAAUACCGUAUGAAACAAGUGGUAUAUUUUACAUGCACAACUGAGAAAAAGGUGUAAAAAGUUUAGACGUUUCCGCUGAUUCUGAAGGCAAUUCAUUUCUAGAACAAGUAUGAAGUGCUCUGUUUAUGUUGUCAAAAAAUGUGCGACAUGCACUUCUUGACACGGAAAUUAGUUUUUAGCUGAAGAAUUCCUAAAAUUUUUAUAUUUUCCUAAAAUCCUCUUAAAAGUUAGAUCAGGUUCAAUUUUAGAUUUAAGAUGAAUGGUAUUAUGGCGUAUAUUACUAGAAAAGUUGUAGAAUAUGCAGGACUAUCACAGGGCUUAUUUUUUAAUCUGUAUUCUCAUAGAUGUGGUAAAACAACAUUAUGCGUGUUUAGCAUAUCUUUCAUAUUAGCGUUUACAGCUUUAUUCAUCAUAGUAAGCCUCUCCUAUUGGCAUCCAACAUUUUACAAAUACUACGAACAUAAAGAUCAGCAGGAUAAAUUCUCUUACAAGCAUAAAUUAUUGGAAGAAGAUGACGAUUCAUAUGUUUAUACCUCUAAUCUAGAAUUGAGAUUAUAUGAAAAUCAAUAUCCUGUAGAUUCUAGUGAUCCAGCACCAUACAAUGGAAAUAAUAUUUUUUCUUCUUCUCGAAAAAGAGAUGAUUCAACUUUAUUUCUUCCCGAUGAAUCUGACAUAGCCGUUACCGAAGAUUUAAUUCAAAUCAACAAAGUUCCCGUUAUACGACGUAGUCAAAGAAAUCAAGCAAAAGGAACUGAGAAUGAAGCUUUGUCUGCUGUUCAAAUGGCUUUGAAAAUGAAGCAAUCUAAUAAAUUUGAGAAAGCACAAAAAUUGUUCCAUCAUGCUUUAGCUUUACAACCUCUUCAUCCGGAUGUACUCAACCAUUAUGGAGAAUUUGUUGAAGAAAGAGAAAAAGAUUUUAUUAAAGCUGACCAGAUGUUUUUCAGAGCCCUAACAGUGAGUCCUGAACAUUCUCGUGCACUCGUGAAUAGAAAGCGAACUUCACCAUUAGUUAACGAAUUAGAUGAGAAAGAACUUAAAAGAAUAGACAAAAAACAUAUUGAGUUAAUCAAACUGAACCACAACAAUCCAUCUUUAAAUCGACUUAAAAAGGAGCUCUAUUUCCAGCAUAUUUAUCACACUGUUGCAAUUGAAGGAAAUACAAUGUCCUUAGAAGAUACAAGAAUGGUUAUUGAAACAGGUCUGCCGGUUAAUGGUAAAAGUCUAACUGAACACAUGGAAGUUGUUGGUGUUGAAUCAGCUCUACGAUAUAUUGAUAAACAAUUAGUCACUAAAGAUGUAAUUACUGUUUUUGACAUAUUAGAAGUUCAUAAAUUGGUUUUAGGUCAUGUCAAGCCUUUAAUUGGUGGUUCGUUUCGUCAAUCUCAAGUAUUUGUUGCUGAGCAUACACCUCCUCGUGCAUCAGAGCUUGCAUAUUUAAUGCAAGAGUUUGUAGAAUGGCUUCAAUCUUAUGAGUUCUUGCAAUUACAUCCAGUUAAACAAGCUGCUUUAGCUCAUUAUAAAUUGGUAUACAUUCAUCCUUUCGUAGAUGGAAAUGGACGUACAGCACGUUUGAUUAUGAACAUGAUUCUAAUGAGAUAUGGCUAUCCUCCUGUUAUUAUCAGGAACAAUGAGCGGAAUUAUUACUUUCGCACUUUACAACUGGCUAAUGAAGGUGAUGUUAGACCUUUUGUUCGCUUUAUUGCACAUUGUACCGAGUGUACCUUAAAUGUUUACUUACAUGCAAACGAUUACAGUUCUAAGUGUUUGAUGGCUCUGGAGCCAAUAAGUUUCGAUAAUAAUGACAUCAUAGUAUUAUGAUAAGUUAAUUAUAUUUUAAUGAAAUAAUUUAAAUUAAGUUUUUGCAAUAUGUAGAGGUAUAGCUAGUCACUUUUUCAUGUGUAUUUUUUAAAAAUCAUUCUGAUCUUUUAUUUUUAGUACCAUUGAUAAAAUUUUAAAUUGAAACCUUGAGUGAACUGUACAAUAAUUCUUUGCGUAUAAUUUAAUUUAAAAACAAGUAUUUCUUAUUUGCUGAACACUAAUAAAUGCCUUUGUUGUUCUUUCUUUGUAUUGCUCAUUAAUGCAUUUUUCCCUUGCCUACUUCAAUAUUUAUGAAAUGGAAUGAGCAAUUAUUGUUGUUGUAAAUAGGUAAACUAAUUUUACUUCUAUCAGUUUAUUUAUGUCUCCUGGUAGAGUUAGCAUAACAAAUGGCUUUUAUAUUUUAUUGCAUUAGUUUGCAAUUUUCGUAUACUUAAUUCUAUUAUAUAACGUUUAAUUUUCUCAUUAUAAGCGUAUUUUGAAAAUCAAUUUUUAUUGUACUAAUAUUAUAACUGCUAAGUUCUUUUGUUAUUCAUACAUUCUUGUCUCAUAAAUUUGUACCAUCACUUAAGAUUUAUUGAAAUGUAAAGAAGGUUAAAAUUAUUUAAGGUGUUAAGAUCGUAGUUGUCUUGGAAUUUCAUACUAAAGUAUGAAAUUCCAAGAAGGGGAAUAAUACCAAAUUCUAAAUAACUUGCUGAAAGAAUUUAUUUCAUUUUAAUAUUUUUAGCUAUCAACUUACAUUAUACUAGAGUAAAUUUCGCCAUCGAAGAGGUUCUUGAGAGACCUCUCCUUUUCCUCGAUUUUUUGAAGAUUCGCGGCUUCAUAGAUCUGGUAUAGCUCCGCUAUCCCAACUGGGAUUAGAAACAACAACAUACUAGAGUAAAAAGUAUAAGUUGCAAUUUUUCUCUCCUCAGCAUGCUGUGAAAUUUUGUACCCUUAGAAGUUAACAGAUGAGUGAGCAAGAAACAGUUGACAUAAUUUUUAACAUAAAACAGUUGUUUGUUCAUGAACAUUCAAUUUAUGCAUAACCUUAUAAUACCAAAGUUGCAUGUAACAUUUUUUAUUUAAAAUAUGAUUAUCUUCUGUUUUGAACUAAAUUAGUUUUCUUUGGAAUUUUAACAGUUAUUCAUCUAAAUUUUAAUAUUUAACUCGGAUAAAAAGUUUCUCCCUUUAAGCAUUAGUCUUUUUGAAAGCUUGAAUAUUGUUUAGGGUAGAUGUUGUUCAACUGAAAUCAAACUUAUUUUGGAAAAGGAUCAUACAGAUCAUAUCAACUCUAUUUCAAAUUAUGUAAGUUGACCGAACACUGACCUUUAUAUAACUGAAUUUGAUGGCAUUAUUAAUCUGAGCAGCAAAUGUUUGUAGUUAUUUGCUUAGAUGUAAGUAGGCUUUAGUAAGUAAAAAAUAAAACAAAAGCCAGUCUCGAAACAUUCUUUGCUUUAAGUACUGUGCUAAAAUAUAUUAAGCUGUUGAAAAAUUAAGUCAUGAUUCCUUGAUUUAAAUUAUUAUUAUUUACAUACUUUAAAACAAGAUUAUUUGAACCUAAUCAAUUUUGUUUGUUUUGAAAAUUUCACCCAUUUAAAAUUACAAUUGAAAUGUUUUUGAAUAUUUUUUUUUUGCUUUUUUAAUUGCGAAGUAAUAAGCUAGUUAAAAAUGUACUCUGUUGUUUACAAUAGCAAUUUUAUUUAAAAUGGACUAUGCUUAAAGUUAUUUUAUUUAAAAACUGCUGUUCAUAAGUUUUCAGCAUUUGUCAAAUUGCAUACAACAUCUAUGUUGAAACUUAAAAAAAGUGAAUAUACUUUUCACAAAUUUCUUGUUUGAGUAUUUUUUAAAUUUUAUAUGCUUUUAGGUAGAUUGUGUUAUUUUGAAACUGUGUAUUUCUGACCUGUGAUAAUUUAUUUACAUGUUAUGCUUCUUGUAUAUUCUAUUUAUUUAUUUGUAAAGAUAAGUUUUAAGAUGUAUAUAAUUACUUGCUUUUAAAUUACUGCUUCAGCUAAAUCUUAUAUUCUUUAGAUACCAAAGUGUGUUAUUUAUGUAUGUCAUUUAAUUUCUCUGAAGUUAUCAUGAAAACUAUAAGAAAGAUGACUUAUAUUUAAAAAAAUAUCUAUUGUUGGAAACUAAUUAUGGAAACACUGCUAUAUAACUUUUAUGACUAUUUUUCUUGCUCUGGUAAAUAUCAUUUAUAUUUUAAAAAUGCCCAUAACUUAUUUAUUGAAACCAAGAUCUGAGAAAUAAAGAUAAUGUUUAUCUUUUA